This is a messenger RNA of Triplophysa dalaica, 1668 nucleotides long. RefSeq names its product T-cell ecto-ADP-ribosyltransferase 2-like. The coding region runs from base 106 to 1086 and encodes 326 amino acids. NCBI's taxonomy places the organism in Eukaryota, Metazoa, Chordata, Actinopteri, Cypriniformes, Nemacheilidae. The transcript is spliced from 3 exons. Gene Ontology annotation, molecular function: NAD+ poly-ADP-ribosyltransferase activity; NAD+-protein-arginine ADP-ribosyltransferase activity. The record is from RefSeq and is a predicted model, not a curated record.
AGUUACUAAAGAGCUGGCGUUUUACUGAAAGACUAAGAUCAAGGCUGUUGAAGAUUUAUCAUCACAGAAUUUUGACAGGUGCAUCUGAGGACUCGGACAACCAUCAUGUUGACCACUGGAGCUCUUAUUCUCAUUGUCACCUUUGACAUUGCUCUAGGAAAGGAUGUGCCUGAGAAAGGGCCAUAUUCAUUGGAUAUGGCACUGCAUUCAGUUGAUGACCAAUAUUAUGUUUGUACAGAAAAUAUGAAAGAAAAGGUGCAGACAUGUUACCUAGAACAAGAAAUCAUUGAAGACAAAUCAGGCUUUGGCGAAGCUUGGAGAGACGCUGAAAACUCCUCGGUACCCCAAGAUGACUUGACAAAGAACCAUUUAAUUGCCAUUCGGGUGUACACUGGUAAAAAAGUAUAUAGUGAAUUCAAUAAUGCCAUUAGGAAUGGUAAACAAUCAUACCGACAACUGGCAUUCGGAUGGUACUCGCUUUACUUUUUGUUGACAGAAGCGCUACGGAUUCUAAAGAGAACACAAAAGGAAUGCAUAAAAACAUAUCGUGGCACACGUGUUAGUUUCACACAAAGUGAUGUUUUCAAAAAAGAGAUUCGUUUUGGCUCAUUUGCGUCCUCCUCUUUAGAUCAAAAUGAUGCAAAGAAUUUUGGAAUACUUUCUUGUUUUGAAAUCUAUACUUGUCUUGGUGCUGAUGUGACUAAAUACUCUGAACAUCCUCGUGAGAAAGAGGUUCUGAUUCCCCCGUAUGAGAAGUUUAUCGUUACUGCUAUCAGGAAAGGUCAGAAUGAUGACUGGUGUGAGACUGUGUACACGUUGAAAAGCUCUGGAAUACAAAGUAACUUAAACUGUGCGGUGGCAAAUCACUGUUGUCCUUCUCUUUCUCGCAAUGAUAUCAGAAGAGGGCAAAUUACACCCCCCCGAGCAUUUUUAUCUCACCCACACAACAGUUAUUUAAUGAGAAGUAAACAUGGCAAUGAAAAAGGGAGUGGUGUCCAAAAGUUGCGUGUUCAACAGGGUAAAAACAGCAAAAUAUUUCACCAGUAUCGUCCAAAAAGCAGAAUGUAUGAUUUCAUAAAGAAAUAAUUGUCAUUUUUAUAAAAACACAAUCUGCUUUACGCCUUUGUUUUAUACACACACACAUUAUUUUUAAGUGAUAGAUGUGUUAGCGAUCCACUUGAGAUGAUUUUAUACUUGUAACUAUGACUCAGAAAAGAUAUGAAAUGAGAGUUGAUUUGAUGUUGCCAAAUGUUUCCCUCAUUUGAAUAUACGUUUUUUCAGAACCCCAAUGCAUUUUAUGGUCUCAUCCCGGAUAGCACAUAUAAAGAAAACUAGUAAUAUGCACAAGGGUAGAGAUAAAGAAAACUGUGUAUCUCAGUUAAACCCUUGAGGUGUGCUCAUUAAAAUGUACAGUCCUUCACUCGAAUUGAAAAAUCCUGACAAGGCCCUUGAGUCAUAAAGUUAUCAUUUCUUUACAUGUAAAUGUUUUGCUUUCAUUAUUCCAGCUCUUGAUAUUUGAUUAAUGUAGAUAUUUUUGUGUAACCUACUUUUUUGGUUAAAUCAAAAAAUAUAGCAAAAAAAUCUGUGUUUAAAACUGUCUCUCCUUAUCUUGUAUGAAUUUUUUUGUCUGCAGAACACAAUAGAAGAUAUUUUUAAGAAUUUUGGUAA